AUGGUGGAGAUGUUCAAAUCUCGUGUAUUUUUCUUAACGAUUUACAUUCGAGAAGCCCAUGCAUGCGACGAGUGGAAAUUGGGAGACAGGAUUUGCAUUGAGCAACACAAGACCAUUGAGGAACGAUUGGAUGCAACGAAACAAAUGAUGAAUGGCAUGGACUAUCAUAUUCCUACUGCAGUGGAUGGCAUUGAGGACGGAUUUGAAAAGAUGUUUGCUGUUUGGCCUCAACGUUUCAUCUUACUUGAGAACAAUGAUGCCAAGUUGUUGCAUGUCAGCAAACCCGAAACGUAUGACACUUUCGAUGGUCAUGAUCCUAAAGCAUUCUAUCAAGUACUCAUAAAAUGUCUAAAGAAAGCUGACAAAUAA
This is a messenger RNA of Naegleria lovaniensis, 369 nucleotides long. RefSeq lists its product as uncharacterized. Lineage: Eukaryota; Heterolobosea; Eutetramitea; Acrasida; Naegleriidae. Gene Ontology annotation, molecular function: thyroxine 5'-deiodinase activity. Bases 1 to 369 code for a protein of 122 amino acids. The transcript has a single exon. The record is from RefSeq and is a predicted model, not a curated record.